Messenger RNA from Panonychus citri (citrus red mite), 1421 nucleotides. It is a transcript of the gene RpL18, whose product is annotated as 60S ribosomal protein L18-like. The record is from RefSeq and is a predicted model, not a curated record. NCBI's taxonomy places the organism in Eukaryota, Metazoa, Arthropoda, Arachnida, Trombidiformes, Tetranychidae. Gene Ontology annotation, biological process: translation. Bases 159 to 725 code for a protein of 188 amino acids. The transcript is spliced from 4 exons. Gene Ontology annotation, molecular function: structural constituent of ribosome; RNA binding. Gene Ontology annotation, cellular component: ribosome; cytosolic large ribosomal subunit.
CUGUUUUCGGAAAUAGAUGGAGACUAAAGUUCCGGUGUUGGAAUUUUGUGUUUGCAAGUUUGUUGUUUUUUUCUUUGGGUUUAAUUUACUUUCAUUAGUAAAUUGUUAAUUUAAUUAUUUCUAAUUUUGUUUAAUAAUUGGUUCAUUAAUUAGUUGAAAUGGGUAUUGAUAUUUGCCACAAAAAUGACCGAAAGGUUAGGAGGAAAGCACCUAAAAGUAAGGAUCCAUAUCUUGCUUUGUUAGUUAAGCUUUACCGAUACCUUGCACGUAGAACUGGAAAGAAAUUCAAUCAAAUCAUCUUACGUCGUUUAUUUAUGAGUCGAAUUAACCGGGCACCAAUUACUCUUAAUGGACUGACUCGACAUUUGAAAAAACCUGGUAAUGAAAAUAAGAUUGCUGUCGUUGUAGGUGAUGUUUUGAAUGAUGUUCGUGUCCAUGAGAUACCUAAAAUGACCAUUUGUGCACUUCGAUUCUCAAAACAAGCUCGUUUAAGGAUAUUGGAAGCUGGUGGUAAAGUUUUAACUCUCGAUCAACUUGCCAUUAAAGCACCUACUGGUAAAAACACUCUCCUCAUCCAAGGAAGACGAAAUGCUAGAGAGGUUUGCAAACACUUUGGUCCAGCUCCUGGUGUUCCUCAUUCCCACACCAAACCUUACGUUAGAGCAAAAGGACGUAAAUUUGAAAAAGCUCGUGGUCGUCGAUCCAGUCGUGGUUAUAGGAACUAAAAAUACCAUAGGGAUUUAUAAUUUGUUCAAAAGAGUUGAUAAAAAGGAUAAAUUAUCUUUAUUUGCUCUUUUGACGCAAGUCAAAAUUGUAAUAACAAUCCAAAUGUUUGACAAUUUUCAAUUAAAAUUGAGAAAUGUUUAACCUUUGACAAAACAAAAAAUCAAUUCAAUUCUUCAUAUUUAAUCAUCAACUCUCUCUCUCUCUCUCUCUCUCUCUCUGUCAACAACAAUCAAUCCAACUAUUCAAAAGCCUUUCGAUCAAUGAAUCCUUAAAUUGUACAAAUCAUCAUCAAAUUACCAAGUGAAAAUUGAUGAUGAAUUAACUUACGGGACAGAAAUACUUAAUUACUUGAAAUCAUUGAUCAAUAAUCAGACAAUAACAAAAAAAGUGAUUACCAAUUAUUUUGAUUGGUUUUCAUUUCAAUCAACAAUAACCAAGGCAAUGAUAAAAAAAACUAAACAAUUGAUUGAGUGCAAACAAGUUUUAACCUUCAGAAAUCAAUUAAUUGACCAACAUGUAACUAAAUUGUUGACAAAGUUUACCUGCUUUGUGACCAAUGGUUAUAAACCGCAAUGGUUGUCCAAUUGAUCAACUCAAUUAAUCAAUAAACCAAAUUGAUUAAAUGUUAAUGAUUAUUGUUCAUUGACCAUCAAAGUUAUUUGAUCAAUUUGGUCAAUAAAUGGUCAAGAUAAUUA